Messenger RNA from Staurois parvus, 153 nucleotides. The record is from the annotation of a GenBank genome assembly. NCBI's taxonomy places the organism in Eukaryota, Metazoa, Chordata, Amphibia, Anura, Ranidae.
UGCCCCAUCGUUGGUGUCAGUAGGGGGAGGAAUAGUGCCCCAUCGUUGGUGUCAGUGAGGGGAGGAAUAGUGCCCCCAUCAUUGGUGUCAGUGAGGGGAGGAAUAGUGCCCCAUCGUUGGUGUCAGUUGGGGGGAGGAAUAGUGCCCCAUCGU